UUAAGCUAAUUUGUAAUUAAGUGUUUUGGGUAAAGAUAUUUAAAUUAAAAUCUUUCUAUAAUGUUAAUUCGGCAUUUUAUAAAAUUGACAAGUACUGCGAGAGUAGUAACGUACAAUAAGUUUUUUAUAAACAAGAGAAUUACACUAUCACCUUUAUGUCGCUGUAGAAAUAUUCAAACCAGACUGUACACAACAGAGAGCGGAACGAAAGAUGCAGAGAAACUCACUAACACAAAUGAUAUAAUAUUUUCUGGGGGACCUUCAAAAGUAUCUACAGGUCAUAGGAAUAAGUUAUCCUCAGAUGAACUACUUGAAAAACUCAUAGCAAAUUUAUCAACAGACAUUCAUCAAAAGAAUAGAGUAUAUAAAAAUGACCUAGUAACAGUUAUAAACAAAAUAAAAGAAUUAAAUAUGUCAUCGAAAAAACAAGGUUUACUUUUAUUGAAGUGCUGUUCGGAGCUGCUUCCAGAUGAAACACCCAGUGUGAGAAUGGCUUUAGUUGAACUAGUAUGGAAUACUAUCAAGCCACAUACAAAGUUUGAUGUUGAACAUUACAAUGAACUCUUAAGGGCGUACAUUGCCAACAAUAGAAUUCUCACAGUUAGUACGUUUGUUGCACAGAUGGGAUCAGUGAAGCCUAAUUUGACUACUUAUGAACUUAUAUUAAGGACCUUAGGAGAGGCAGGAGAUAUAAACCAGUGCACUGAAGUUAUAUCUAAUAUGAAAGCUCAAGAUUUACCAGCUACAGAAAAUGUGUUCAACUCUCUGAUUAUUUGUCAAGGAAAGAUGGGAAAACUAGAGAACAUUCAAGAGAUCUUAACUAUGAUGAAAUCUCUCAAACUAGAAUAUUCGAUAAACACAUUCACAGCGGUCGCUAGAGCUUUUGCUUUUAAUAAAAAUAAUGAACUUCUUAUUGAUGAAAUUGAAAAGGCAAGAAACAUUGGAAUCAAGUUUGACGAGAUCCAUAUAAUGGAGAUUGUCAAAACUUUAGCAGCUGUUUCAAAUUAUGGACCAAUACCACAAGUACUAAAAUACUUACCGAAGGAAAUACUUCAAACACCAUCGAUAACUCCGUUUAUGCAAAGUGUGUCCACAACGCUGGUGUUUCAAAACCAUCCCAUGGUUGCUCUGGAGAUUUAUAAAUGCUUGCCGUUGCCUUCAUUCGGACCCAAAGAUGACAUGGGUUUGCACGGUAGAAGUCUGGUUAGAGACUGCGUGAAAGCGUCCAUGUCUUCAAGUAUCAUCGCUCAAAUAACCCAAGAGCUGAUGACGUCUGGUCGGAACCCUAUCGCUAUACAGAAUGCAGCGGAAGCAGCUCUCCAGCUUGGCAAAAUUCCCCUCGCCCUGGACAUGUUUACGCGAAUGAAACACGUGGGAUUACCGCUCAGACCGCACUACUUCUGGCCUAUCUUCAUACACACUUCUAAGACAUAUGGAGAGAAGGGUAUAAUGAACACACUCUCCACAAUGGUGGCUAUGGAAGUGAAACCGGACUAUGAGACGAUCAUAGAUUAUAUAUUACCACACGUCAGUUUUACAUCACCACAGAAUCUCAUGAAGAAGUUUCUAGAAACAGGACUGACUGUCACAAGCGUCUUGACACCUAUGAUGGUUACAUUGUUGAAUACGGGGCAGGUUAGAGCGGCUAGUGAAAUAUGUGAAUUAUUUCAGGGGAAGGUUGAUGCAGAAGUUCUAUUACAGCCAUUAUUAAAAGGGUAUUUAAUCAGCUCGGACACAAAGUCAACUAUUCAUAUAUUAGAGGAUGUAACGUCCAAAGCUUCAGAGAAAGACAAAGAUUGGGUGGGUAGGUUCUUAUGUGUUUGUAUGAGCAAGAAGAAAGUCAAAGAGGAUAUUACAGAAGUAUUGUUAUUGGUUAAGGCCUUGCAAAAUACUCAAAUAAGAAUAUCGACAUCCGCAGCCGACUAUUGUAUCUCCAAAAUACCGGAAAAUCAUAGAAAAGAUAAUACAGAGAGUGUUAAAGAGGCAUUUAUUCAGAUCACAGAUGACAGAUUGGUCGAUGACGGAGAGUUCUUCGUUCAACGCAUACCGCAUCCAAAACAAAUGAACGAGGCGGGUUUAAAAGCCCAUCUAGUUGAACUAGAAGCGAAGGGUAUGAACACGCGUGGUGUUCUUCGAAAAUUACUCCAGCAGUACUGCAGGGAGGGGAACCUGGCUGCAGCUAGAGAAAUACUGGACAAAUGCCAAACGGAAGGGGUUUUCCUAUCAGCCGGUAUGAAGGCCUCAAUAUUCGAUCUCCAUGUUAAGUUGGGAGAGUUGGAUUUGGCGGAGAUUGCUCUAGCGGAUCUAAACAAGUCAUCGCCGAAUUUCACACUAGACGAAUACAAAGUGAUAGAUUUUGCGACUCUAAUGGUGUACAGGAAGAAGAUUAAAAAGGCGUUCGAGCUUAUCAAUGAACAAUCUAAGAAAAGACGGAUAAAAGGCGGCCGUAACAUAUCGAUGAACUGCUGGCGGCUGCUGGACGCGACGGCGGCGCAGGGCUCGCCCGCCGACACGCGCCACAUGCUGGAGCUGCUCACCUCGCUGCGCUACUGCCGCCCAGACAACACCAUGCUCGGCCCGCUCGUGCGGGUACAUUUGAAAAGUGGUAAUCUCGAAGAAGCUGUUAAAGAAUUCGUAAAAUUAUCAGAAAAGUACAAGAAAACUCCGCUCAAACACGAAUUAUUAUGUAAAAUAUUAAAAGCAAUGAGUGACGGCAAGACGGAAGAUACUUUUAUCGAGAAUGAGAAAGCUAAUGGAAAACUCAAUAGACUGGUACAGACGAUCCUCAAUGUUAAUAAACAAAUACACGGACCUGGCGACGUUCAUCUAACUUUAAUAGCAGCUUUAGCAGAUGUUGGAUACAAGAAGACAUUACGCAAAUUAUUCCUUGAUCCUACAAUAAAGUUCCACCCGGACGCCUUGAUGCGUCACUGUGAGAGGUUUGCUGAUGAGAAAAAAGUGGAAGCAUUAGAAGCUAUAGGAGAAUGUGCCCGGGACUUGAGGCAUAUUAAUGUUGAAGAGAUUUAUAACAUGAUUUUGGAAGUCUUCCAACGUGACGACAAAUGUCAAGAGGCUUUAUCGUUGUGGUACAAAAUGCAAGAGAACGAGAUAAUGCCGUCUCAAAAGUUCGUUAGAAACCUAUGCUCAAUGUGCAAGGCAAAUAACAAACAUAUCCCGUCAGAUUUAUCCAUAUUUCUCGAUAAACAAAUGAAGACUGUCUAAAUUGUAUAAGGCUUGUUUUAAAGCUCUACUUCUAGUAAAAAUUGUUAAGUGUGAUGUAUGAAAAAAAAUUGUUGAUAUCUGUGAUAUUAUUAUUUAUUA
Molecule: messenger RNA, 3321 nt
Organism: Vanessa atalanta (red admiral)
Lineage: Eukaryota; Metazoa; Arthropoda; Insecta; Lepidoptera; Nymphalidae
Product: leucine-rich PPR motif-containing protein, mitochondrial-like
Exons: 16
Coding region: 61-3222 (1053 amino acids)
Molecular function (GO): protein binding
Source: RefSeq, a predicted model, not a curated record